UCGUUCUGUCUGAAACCCUAACCUCUCGAUUCGACGACACAAAGACCGAAAUGGCGAGGCGAACCCGUUCGCUUCUCCGCCACCUCUUCCGUGAUGCCGAAGGCAUCGUCUCGCCGCGGUCCCCGCGUGGCCGCGCCGAGGCCCGGCGUUUCGUGACCUACAUGCCCCGCCCCGGGGACGGAGCCCCGAGGCCCGUGACCUUGAUCCCAGGCGAUGGGAUCGGGCCCCUCGUCACCGGCGCCGUGCAGCAGGUCAUGGAGGCGAUGCACGCGCCGGUAUACUUCGAGACCUAUGAGGUCCACGGCGACAUGACCACGGUGCCCGCAGAGGUUAUCGAGUCGAUCCGGAGGAACAAGGUCUGCCUCAAGGGCGGCCUCAGGACGCCGGUGGGCGGAGGGGUCAGCUCCCUCAAUAUGCAGCUGAGAAGGGAACUCGAUCUCUACGCGUCGCUCGUCCAUUGCUUCAACCUUCAGGGACUGCCGACCAGGCAUGAGAACGUGGAUAUUGUGGUGAUCAGGGAGAAUACCGAGGGGGAGUACUCCGGUCUGGAGCACGAGGUCGUUCCUGGCGUCGUGGAGAGUCUCAAGGUGAUUACAAAGUUCUGUUCUGAGCGAAUUGCCAAGUAUGCUUUUGAGUACGCAUACCUUAACAACAGAAAAACAGUCACGGCUGUGCACAAGGCCAAUAUUAUGAAGCUUGCAGAUGGUCUGUUCUUAGAAUCAUGUCGUGAGGUUGCAAAAAAAUAUCCAGGGAUAAAGUAUAAUGAGAUCAUUGUUGAUAACUGCUGUAUGCAACUCGUUUCAAAGCCUGAGCAGUUUGAUGUUAUGGUCACACCAAAUCUUUACGGCAAUCUGGUGGCGAACACAGCUGCAGGUAUUGCUGGAGGCACUGGUGUCAUGCCAGGAGGUAAUGUUGGUCAAGAUCAUGCAGUGUUUGAGCAAGGUGCUUCAGCAGGCAACGUAGGGAAUGAGAAGAUUGUGGAGCAGAAGAAGGCAAACCCGGUGGCCCUGCUGCUAUCAUCUGCGAUGAUGUUGAGGCACCUGCAGUUCCCAUCCUUUGCAGACCGGCUUGAAACCGCUGUGAAGCGCGUAAUAGCAGAAGGCAAGUACAGGACUAAAGACUUGGGAGGAAGCAGCACGACCCAAGAAGUCGUUGAUGCAGUCAUUGCAAAGCUGGAUUAAAAGCAGUUGAUGCAGUUUUUGCUUGUUGUUGUUGUUGAUUACUUGUUUUUAUACGCAAUUUUUGCAGGAUUUGCUCAUGGAAUCCAAUGAGACGUCAUUUUUGUAUAAUAAUACAAGGAUCUGUCACUGAAUCCAGGUGAUAUUUUGCAUGAAGACAAUUCACCUGUGAAUUAAGCAGGUUGCA
Molecule: messenger RNA, 1365 nt
Organism: Musa acuminata AAA Group (dessert banana)
Lineage: Eukaryota; Viridiplantae; Streptophyta; Magnoliopsida; Zingiberales; Musaceae
Product: isocitrate dehydrogenase [NAD] regulatory subunit 1, mitochondrial
Exons: 4
Coding region: 51-1181 (376 amino acids)
Biological process (GO): isocitrate metabolic process; tricarboxylic acid cycle
Cellular component (GO): mitochondrion
Molecular function (GO): isocitrate dehydrogenase (NAD+) activity
Source: RefSeq, a predicted model, not a curated record